AUGCAGCGACACGUACCUUCACCUGGUGAAGUUUACAGCCACGACAACGAUGCUUUUGCGCUCAACCUGAGACACAGUAUCCCGUUAUUCCUCAGCUUGGCACAUGCGACCGAGGGAACAAUUCACCCCAACCUGACCUUCAUCCUUCGCGACAACCCCACCAUGGCACCCCCGCCGUCCUCACUCUACACGCUCUCCUUCGCGAUUGCAACCCUCGCUACUCUGCUGGUCGCGGCAACACUACGUCUGCUUGCCAUACUUCCAAAUGCGCGCUCAAAGUCUACACCACUGCGCAAGCGCCCGCUCGCAACACGUAUCCUCGUCGUUCUUGGAUCGGGCGGACAUACACACGAAAUGUUCUACCUACUGCGAGAUCUAGACACACGGAAAUACACACACCGAACAUACGUGGUCAGCAGCGGAGAUGCGUUCUCAGCACAACGCGCCGCGGAGUUUGAGCGAGGACUUGAAGAUGGAGAGAAGGAACGGCUGCGGAAGCAAGAAUCGGAGAAAGAGGUGGUGCAACCAGACGGCACGGGAAGAAGACCGGUGAUGGAGAUUACAGAUGCAGACGGCACAACGCAUGCGCUAGAAGAGAAGAGGGCAGAGAGGCCAAUAUGCACUGGGCCAGACCACUACAAUAUCGCCGUCAUCCCUCGCGCGCGCAAGAUACACCAGCCACUACUUUCAACGCCUUUCACCUCAGUUUACACCCUCCUAUCUUCCUUUGCACCUCUCCUCCGUGCUCCACCACUUCUGGCCGGCCAAGCCCCUACAACGCCAUACGAAGCCGCAGCCGCCGACCUCCCAGAUCUCAUCAUCACCAACGGCCCAGCCACGGCCGUAAUCCUUAUUAUCGCAAGCCUCAUACUGCGCUUCUUCAACAUCAAGGGAGCGAACAGCAGGGGCAAGUGUAAGACUGUGUACGUGGAGAGUUUUGCACGAGUCAAGACACUGAGUCUGAGUGGGAAACUACUACUAAAGGUCGUGGAUCGCUUCCUGGUGCAGUGGGAGGAGUUGGAGGGCGCAGGAGGACGAGCGGAAUACUGGGGCAUUCUCGUGUGA
This is a messenger RNA of Alternaria hordeiaustralica, 1065 nucleotides long. RefSeq lists its product as uncharacterized. The coding region runs from base 1 to 1065 and encodes 354 amino acids. The transcript has a single exon. The record is from RefSeq and is a predicted model, not a curated record. Gene Ontology annotation, cellular component: UDP-N-acetylglucosamine transferase complex. NCBI's taxonomy places the organism in Eukaryota, Fungi, Ascomycota, Dothideomycetes, Pleosporales, Pleosporaceae. Gene Ontology annotation, biological process: dolichol-linked oligosaccharide biosynthetic process.